UACUGCUUCUUAACCAAGUGUGGAAUCGUGGCUUUACGAAUCCGGAAAGUUUGGCAAUGCUUGUAUUCAUUUUAUUAGCGAGAUUCGCCGUCUUUUCCUGCGCAGAUGACAGAUUUUUUGUGUACCCAAGAAUAUUGCAAGAGCGGGCAACAGGUACAAAUGUCAUCCUUCACCUCACUGACACCAUCACGCUGAAUCUCACGAAGAGUUCUGUACUGGCCGACGAGCUCUUGGUGUCCACAAGCAGUCGAGAAGGGAAUCUGAUUGAGAAGGUUGAGACAUCUGCUCUGCAAAAGAGUUUGUACCACGACACGCAUCACCAGUCUUCUGUGAUCGUACGCGUGAGAGAUGGCGCAGCGCAAAUAGUAGGUAUAAUAAACAGCGAUCUAAGGAUAAAGCCUGUUCCAGAAGGCAAGCGUUCACUCCAAGGUGAAAUGCUUCAUAUGAUAUAUCAAGUUGAAGAAAUUAAAGAAAACGCCCCCAAUUUCGACAACGGCCGAUUGGGUCAGAUAACGUCGAGGGAAGAAUCAAACAUGGAAAACUUUGUCAUAGAAGUUCACGUCAUAUCAGACAGUGUGCACCAGAAAGAGUUCAAGACAACUGAGGAUAUAAUUGCGUACUUCGCAGUCAUGUUAAAUGGAGUGAACCUGAGAUACUUAGAUAUGACAAGACCAAGGAUAAAAUUUAUGCUUGUUGGAAUAACGAGGAGUUUAGACGACGUAUUUGCUAUAUACAUGGAAGCAGCUAUUCUUGAAAUGGAGAAAACAUUGGACGGGCUUGCCAAAUAUUACCAGGAAGGAAGAGUUCCCGGGAAACCUGACAUAGUGCACCUGAUUACAGGCCAAGAACUCGCCCUCUUUGAGAACGGUGCUCCGAACAAGGACUACGCAGGACUUGCCAUGACAGGGCCUCCCUGCACUAAAAAGGCAGUCUCAUUAAGCGAAGAUGUUGCCACUGCUUACCGGGGAGUUGGUAUGAUGGCUCACGAACUCGGACAUGUGCUUGGGUCGCCACACGACGAUACACCUAGAUGUCCCUGGUCAGAAGGAUUUCUCAUGAGUUACGCGGAUGGAGGAACCAAAAAGUUUCGGCUUUCGGAUUGUAGUGAAGAAAAGAUACGAUCAUCUUUAAAGGAGAUGCCCCGAGAAUGCCCGAAAAUAGUGGCACACACAGACUACAUGUCCCGGUAUAAGUAUGUUCCUGGUCAAAAAGUGAGUGAGCAGCGCUACUGCAGGAAGCUAAUGAAAAAAUUUACGACACGAAAGGAUAUCUUCUACAAAAAGCCUGCAGAUCUUAAGAACAAGUGCAAAAUGAAGUGCUGCUUUUUAACAGAACCUAAUAUAGAUAAUUGCCUGGUUGCUCUCAUAUUGGAUGGAAUGCCGUGUGGCAAAGGAAAGACAUGUAGAAGAGCAGUCUGUGGAAAGCACACGUGGCCUCAAGAGUGAAAGCCCAUAUAGGUGUAAAGCUUGUGUCAAGUUUUUCACGGAAACGAUUAAGGUGCUUUUGUUUAGGUGCUUUUGUUUUCUUUCCUUGGUCUGAUGCUAUAUUUUGUUCACGUGUACUUAAGUCACCUCUUUCUUAUCACUUGCACGAAUACGUUCUCAUCAGUUGCAUAUUAAUAUGCCCUUUCCUUUCCACCUAACCAGAGCUUCUAUUGGACAGUUUUUUUUCUUAUUGACUGUGUGGUAUCACCAUGAAUAAAAAAGAAUAAUAACGAGG
Molecule: messenger RNA, 1719 nt
Organism: Dermacentor andersoni
Lineage: Eukaryota; Metazoa; Arthropoda; Arachnida; Ixodida; Ixodidae
Source: RefSeq, a predicted model, not a curated record